UCAACUUAUGUGGAUGGUGAAGAUCUUUCAAAUCUACUACAACUAGUACAAUAUAUAGGAGUAUAAAUAAGUCGAAAAAAAAUCUGAAGCAAAAUUAUUGGAUCGAGUAUUAACCAGUGACGCCCCAUUGGGCUCAGACUGAAGGUGAUCAAUGAGGCCCACACAGCCCAUAUAUCCUCAUGCCAAACAAAUCCCAGCCGUAUAUUCCGACACCAUUCCGCUAAAUCUGUCCGUCCAAACAGCAUCCUCCGUGCCGCAACGUCCAGGGGGCAGUUCCGUAACUGCACCCGCCAAAACCCUAGGCGCGCGCGAGGCAGCCAACCCGGUCGCUCCCCUUCCCGGCCCGAACGGAGGCGGCCGUAUAAAACCCUCCUCCUCCCACCCAUCCCAGCUGUCACCGCACGGCCCCUCGCAUCGACGCAACCGCCGCUCAGCUCGAAGGGAAGCGGGAGAAGGAUGGACCGGUACCAGAGGGUGGAGAAGCCGAGGGAGGAUGCGCCCAUCAAGGAGAACGAGAUCCGCAUCACCACGCAGGGGAGGAUGCGCAACUACAUCACCUACGCCACCGCCUUGCUCCAGGGCAUGGAAAGUGAUGAAGUAAUAUUCAAGGCCAUGGGAAGGGCUAUCAACAAAACCGUCAUGAUUGCGGAAUUGAUCAAGAGGAGGAUUGUUGGCCUCCAUCAAAAUACUAUCACUGGAUCCACUGAUAUUACCGAUAUGUGGGAGCCGUUGGAGGAGGGCCUACUUCCGCUUGAGACAACAAGGCAUGUCUCUAUGAUCACUAUAACUCUUUCAAAGAAGGAGCUGGACAAGUCCGCUGUUGGAUAUCAAUCUCCUUUGCCUGCUGACGAGGUGAAGCCUUUGGUUGAAUAUGAUAACGACAAAGACGUGCACUCACCUGCUGGCCGAGGGAGGGGCCGUGGUGGUCGAGGUCGUGGGUGGGGCAGGGGAAGGGGAAGAGGUGGACGUGGAAAUGGGUACAAUGAUUAUGCUGAUGGCGGUUGGGAGGAUGACCAUGCACCUGCAUAUAUGGGCAACGGGUAUACCCAUGGAAGAGGCCGUGGGUUCAGGGGCCGUGGCAGGAGAGGUGGCUACGGUGGCCAGCCUGAUUACCAACAGGACGGAGGCUAUUAUGCUGAGGAACCUGUUCCUGCACCAACCCGAGGACGUGGUCGAGGGCGUGGCCGUGGGAGAGGCCCAGCCAGAGGCAGAGGACCCGGUGGCAAUGCAAACGGCGUGAUGCAUGCUGCUGCGGCCGGUGCAUAAGCUGUUUGAUGUUAGUUGGAUGCCUGCUCCAAUUAUGAAGAUGUAUCAUCUGUGUUUUUUAUCAGUUAACAUUAUACUUUGUAUAAGCUUGACAUUCUGUCGGAAUGCAGCCGGUUUUUGAUAUUUGGCUAGGUUUGUAGGGUAGUGUCUUAUAAUGCUUCCUUCUUUCCAGUAGAUGUCGUAAACUAAUUGUAGUGUUGUGUUCGUAAAGGUUUAGAGCAGGGCAUUCUUUCAAUUUUUUAAUAUAAAACGAAGUCUUGUUCCCUGUUGCAA
Phragmites australis (common reed) is the source of this 1539-nucleotide messenger RNA. RefSeq lists its product as uncharacterized. The transcript is spliced from 9 exons. NCBI's taxonomy places the organism in Eukaryota, Viridiplantae, Streptophyta, Magnoliopsida, Poales, Poaceae. Gene Ontology annotation, molecular function: RNA binding. The record is from RefSeq and is a predicted model, not a curated record. The coding region runs from base 457 to 1266 and encodes 269 amino acids.